Messenger RNA from Rhodofomes roseus, 1689 nucleotides. RefSeq names its product ferrochelatase. Bases 296 to 1357 code for a protein of 353 amino acids. Lineage: Eukaryota; Fungi; Basidiomycota; Agaricomycetes; Polyporales; Fomitopsidaceae. Gene Ontology annotation, biological process: heme biosynthetic process. The record is from RefSeq and is a predicted model, not a curated record. Gene Ontology annotation, molecular function: protoporphyrin ferrochelatase activity. The transcript is spliced from 5 exons.
UAAGCCGAGCGACGCGUCCCACCUGGGUACACAUCGACCAUGCAUAAGCGGCUCCCGCUCGCAUCUUCCCUCCGUUAGCAGGCUGUAGUCGACGACUCUAUUUUUUACAUCAGAAAAGGCUGCGUCGCUCGAGUAUCUCCCAGCAUGUCGCCCAUUCAGCGGACAAGCGCGCUCACGCGCUCCUUGACACGCUCGCUCGCGACUCUCAACCAUGCCCCGCCGGCGGGGAAGAGGUGAGCACUCAGUAGAGGGCAAUGGACUGUGACUGAUUUGAUACAGCCCAACAGCGAUCGUCAUGCUGAACAUGGGAGGGCCCUCUACGCUCCCUGAGACUUAUGACUUCCUCAAAAAUCUCUUCUCCGACGGAGACCUCAUCCCGCUCCCCUUCCAGUCUGUCCUCGCCCCUAUAAUCGCGCGGCGGCGGACGCCACAAAUCGAGCAGCAAUACGCCGACAUAGGCGGCGGCUCACCCAUCCUCAAGUACACGAACAUCCAGGGUGAACGCAUGGCCGCCCUGCUCGACGAGCUCCACCCUGCGACCGCGCCCCACAAGCACUACGUUGCGUUCCGGUACGUGCAACCCCUGACGGACGAGACCGCGCGGCAGAUGAAGGCGGACGGCGUGAAGCGCGCUGUUGCGUUCACGCAGUACCCGCAGUAUAGCUGCAGCACGACGGGGAGCAGUUUGAACGAGCUCUAUCGGCGGGGGAAGGCGGGCGAGGCGGGGGACGUACAGUGGAGUGUCAUUGACCGCUGGGGCACGCACCCGGGUUUUAUCGAGGCGGUUGCGCAGAACGUCGAACGGGCGCUGGCGAAGUUUCCUGAGGAGACGCGCUCGGAUGUCGUGCUGCUCUUCUCUGCUCACUCACUUCCCAUGUCGGUCGUCAACCGCGGGGACCCCUAUGUCCCCGAGGUGUCUGCCUCCGUCUCAGCGGUGAUGGACCGGCUCGGGCAUUCCAACCCGUAUAGGCUCGUCUGGCAGUCGCAGGUCGGACCCUCCGCGUGGAUGGGCAUGCAGACAAACGACGCGCUCAAGGGGCUUGCCCGACUGGGGCGCAAGAGGGCCAUUCUUAUCCCGAUCGCGUUUACGAGCGACCACAUUGAGACGCUGUACGAGCUCGAUCUCGAGUACGCGCGCGAGGCGCAGGAGCACGGCAUGGAGGUAGUCCGCGCCGAGUCCCUUAACGAGUCGCCCGUGUUCAUUCGCGCGCUUGCGGACCUGGCCGCAACACACCUGCGGGACGUCAGCGCGGGCAAGACAGGGCCGACGAGCGUGCAGAUGGGCCUCCGGUGUCCAGGGUGCACAAAUGCGACGUGUGGGCAGCACAAGACUUGGUUCGCGCGUGGGGGGCGCUAGCAGGCAGGCUCGCCGGCCGAGAUCGGUGUGGUAGACACGACCUUCUUGUGACAUGUAUCUCCUGUUCUGCUCUAUCGGUGAAUAUGCAACGAUCCGAUGUACCUCCUGCGCUGCGUUUUGCGCGGUGUACGUGUGGGUAUAGACGCGUCUGUGUCCGGCAAAGGGGCCUUUGUCCGACCGCGUCGCGAGAAAUGGCGGGGACAUGACCGCGUAUCGUUCGACGCAGGCGUCACGCCAGGCAUUAUCGCCCCUUCCCUGCACCGGUAUUGUCUUUGUCUCAGAUCAUCAGCCUACGAGUCAACAUAAAGCGUAGAGUGUGUAUAGAAAUGCCU